Molecule: messenger RNA, 210 nt
Organism: Morchella sextelata
Lineage: Eukaryota; Fungi; Ascomycota; Pezizomycetes; Pezizales; Morchellaceae
Exons: 1
Coding region: 1-210 (69 amino acids)
Source: RefSeq, a predicted model, not a curated record
AUGGCUCAUCCUAUAAUUGGUUUCCGGAUUUUCAGAAGAUCACGAUUUUCAGAAAUUUCUGGCCUCUUAUCGAAAUACGGCCCAAAGUUCCUGUGGAAAUCCGGCUUGGAAAUCGAACAACAUGCAGCCCAACUCAUUUUUGGGCCUCAAACCAUGCAAAUGUCAGAUGAAAUCGAAAAAUCGCAAAGCGCCGCUACCAAACAGACUUGA